AUGCGCCCCGCUGUCUGCCUCGUCCCCGUUGCCUUGCUCUCAUCCCUUGGUGCAGCUAAGGGCUUGGACCGAGGCUCGCCCGCCCAGGUCUUUGAUUCCACAACUGCUGCCAUUAAAGGUCUGCCUGUCUUCUAUGACAUAUCGGACGUAAAUCUGGUGGAAGCCGACCACGCUUUUGAUUCCUUCUGGGCAGUCAACUACAUUCGCACCACCGACAACCGCACCUUCUUCGUCAGUGCAAAUGCGAUUAUCCGCAACGGCAGCGCCACCCAACGCGCCGGUAUCCUCUCGCUCGAUGAUCCUUCCUCCUUGUACACCAAACAUUAUCAGGAUAUUGGCCUUGUCAGGGAGAAGAAUGGCACUCUCGACCCGUUCAACCUGACCAUGCCCGGCGGACAGUUUGGCCUCGAGACCUUGCAUCACCACGCCGCUUCUUCCCCAGAGGCAUUGCCCCCGAUGAGGAUAUUCAGCCAUCUUCCCGGAACAGAAUUCGACAUCGACCUCGAAUUCAAAGCCCCCGUGUUGCUGAACGCAGGCCUGGGUUCGUGGCGCUGGGCCGGCGGUAUCCAGCAUCAGGUCUCACUACCAGCUUCCCGACCCCGCGGCACUAUCAUCGUCGACAAUACCACGCUUUCCAUCGACUCCGACAAGUCUGUAACCUGGUAUGAUCGGCAAUGGGGGCCUACCAUGCCCGACCGCUUCACCUGGUUUGGAUUCUACCUAACCAGUGCAAAAGAUGGAAUAGAGAGUUACGUCUCCAUCUGGCACUGGGUAGACGACAUCAACGGCAACAAAUCCUUCGCGACUAUUCAGAACCAGGCUGGUGUUAGCACGGUGCUCCCGCUUUUAAACUUCCAGCCUUCCAAGACGGACAUCUUCCACUCCAAGGCCACCGGAAACUUAUACGCACUGCAGUAUAAUAUUACAUUGAUGGAUGGCUCGCAUAUUAUUGUCAAAAGUCAGCUCCAGGAUCAGGAAUAUGUCCUGGAUGACUCUACUGUUGGAUUUUUCUCUGGAUACGUUGAGGUCUCUGGUGAUUUUACGGGCCACGGCACUGUUGAUAUCAUGCCCUCGAUGUAG
Messenger RNA from Aspergillus mulundensis, 1080 nucleotides. RefSeq lists its product as uncharacterized. The coding region runs from base 1 to 1080 and encodes 359 amino acids. Lineage: Eukaryota; Fungi; Ascomycota; Eurotiomycetes; Eurotiales; Aspergillaceae. The transcript is spliced from 2 exons. The record is from RefSeq and is a predicted model, not a curated record.